Messenger RNA from Pocillopora meandrina, 603 nucleotides. NCBI's taxonomy places the organism in Eukaryota, Metazoa, Cnidaria, Anthozoa, Scleractinia, Pocilloporidae. The record is from the annotation of a GenBank genome assembly.
AUGCACGUUUGCUUGAUCAGCGUCGAACGUUCCUUUGCCAUAAUGUUCCCUUUUAAACAUGAACAUCUUGUGACGACCAAGAGAGUUUCUGUCUUGGUGGUAGUGUUUCGGAUUUUUUGGGCUUUGCUAACCGUGUCCACCAGACGCAAUCAUGGCGGAGGUGUCAUUGGCUACUCACGCAUAACAUUUGUUGUUUUUAGCGCUCUGGUAGUGCUUCUUUUGAACAUUCGACUUUGGAUAGAAGCUCGAAGACAUUCUAGGAAUAUUGCGAGCUUUACAGGAAACCCUAAUUCCGCUACCAAUGAAGAGAAUGGCACACAAACACGAAGAAAAUCCCCGCGCGACGGCAAGGCAGCUAAAACAGUUUUGUUAAUCAUUGGUUUGAUGGUUUUAUGCAAUUUACCACUUAUAGCAACAUUCACUGCACGUAAGUUUUACAACGUACGCGGACGAGUAAUGACUUUACUUUGGUUCGCUUCAAACACAGUCGUAUUAAUGCCUGCCACACUAAACCCAAUAACUUAUUUCUGGCGCAAAAAGGACUUCAGGAUUUCUGUAAAGAGAAUGCUCGGUUGGCAGAAUGCUGUUGAAGCGCCACAUUGA